Molecule: messenger RNA, 6822 nt
Organism: Schistosoma margrebowiei
Lineage: Eukaryota; Metazoa; Platyhelminthes; Trematoda; Strigeidida; Schistosomatidae
Source: the annotation of a GenBank genome assembly
AAAUAUAUUGGAUAUUGGAUAAGACAUGUACGUUGCACUGGAAUAACAAAAUAAAGAGCAGUAAUUAGAUACGUGCGUUACCUUUUCUUGAUGUGUUAUUUUUCAACUCUUGCUGGUAGUUCUAUGCUAAUAUGGCAAAGUGCAGUAUUUCAGGAGAAAAAUUCAUUAACUUUGUGUUCAGCCCUUGCAUCGGGUUGCUUGUUAGUCCUGAUGUUAAUGAACUGUGUCUGCGAGAUAAUCUGACGUUUGAGGAAUUAUUAAGGCCAUUUAGCCAACUGUCUAAAGAUGUAACGUUUAGAGACAACAACAACGUCAUCCAUUCUGUGAAAAAUUUACAGCUAAAAUUUUUUGAUGUCAAUUCAUGUCUUUCUCCCAAACACAUAACACAGUCUUGGGUGCGAUACUUUGUUAACAUUUGUUCUACAGAUAAUACUGUCAGGUCUCAGAAGUUUUGUGAUGGAAGUCGGUCUGUAGUCGUUCCAACAUCUCUUCCAUGGUUUGAAGCAUGGCGUUAUCUGUUCAUAACUAAUUUACAGCCAUUUGAACAUGAAUUUAUCAGUCACAAUCUAGCCUGUAUAUUUGUUUUGACAACUGCACAUCCUGAUCCGAUUCGGGGUUUUACUGAACUAACUCAGAGACAGUCCAAUCAACAACAUCAUCUUCCAGGAAGUCGUCCGUUUUGGUUUACAGAAAAUGUGCUUAAAUUUUAUGUAUUACUACAUGAUGGUUCGUCGAAUAUCAAACAAAGCUGUGUUGACGAAAUAUUCAGCCAAGUGAAAACUACGUUUGGCGCUCUCAAUUGUCAUUUAUUAACCAUCUUCACUUCAUCGUCUGGAAGUGAAAUUUUAAGUAAUAACAGUUGCGUACCAAAUCACUUAUUAUUUAACAACCAUUAUCAAGCUAAUGGAAUAAUCAAUCAACCGAACACACUAUCUACUAUCGUCCAUGCAUCAGAAAAUGAACCACAUUCCGAUCCUUGGCUGCAUCAUUUGCUACCACAUGGCUAUAAACCCCAGCUGGAUCAUAAAUUAUUUCCACCCAGAGAUGCACCGAUAAAGUCAUGUAAUAAUCAAAUAAUAAAUGGAAACAACGAUCCAUUGACAGUUGAGGACUCUAGGGAAGCGUUUGGUCAAUUAUUUGAUCUUGGUAAAACAUCAUCUCUUGAUACAUCUUGUUUAUCUGCUUCAAGCAUUAGCUCCCAGUCCUCGUAUACAUUUUUACCCAGUCGUUAUAGCCAACCACAUGGACAACAUUUAACACAAGCUGAUCGGGAUCGUAUACACAUGUUUGUUUAUGAUUUCAGUGUACGGGCUCUUCUCCCUUGGGUUGAGAAAACAAUGCGUAGUCUAAACGAUCAGAUUGCGCAUCGAAUGCGUCUUUCGCGUUCUUUCUUUAACGCCACUAAGAAAUUUUUUACUCAAGCUGUUGGUGGUGGUGGCAGCAACAACACUACAGUUAAUACUACAAAUAACUUAACAACUUCAAAAAUAUAUCCUAAUCCAUCGCCUAUCGAAACGUCGGCGAACUAUAUAAGUAAUCCGUGUAGCCCAAUAAAUCCUACUAUUGUAAAUAAUUCGAAGGGAGAAUUAUCUUCCAACACUAUAUUGACUCCUCAAAGUGUUUCAUAUGCAGCCCCAGCCAAUCACUCUACAAUUGUGUAUAGCCAAGAUUCACCUGAAUCUCAAAUGCGUCGUCUAGCUGAUUUAGCAUUUCUGUUUCAGCAAUAUGAAGUAGCCUAUCAGACGUAUAAUGUAUUAAAACGUGAUUUUCAAAAUGAUUCAGCUUGGUUACAUUAUGCUGGAGCUCAGGAAAUGUCUGCGUUAUCUGUUUAUCUUCAAGGUGCAACAAGCCAACGUCAGUAUCCAUAUCAUUUCAUGGAUUCAGCUGUAACUACUUAUCUUCAAUCUCAUUUAUCACCAGAACUUGCUUUACGAUCAACUCUGUUAAAUUUUGAAGCAUUAUGUAGUCGUGGUCUCUAUAAUGAAGCUUCUGUGGCAUUGAUUCGACUAACUUCAGACGAAGAUGAUCUUAUCAGCGGUCUCCUCAUAGAACAAAUAGCUCAUUGUGUUCUAUCACUGAAACGUCCAAUGUUAAGAAAGUUUGCAUUUCGUAUGGCAUUAGCAGCACAUCGAUAUGCCCGGGCCAAACAGCCGCUUUUGGCAAUACGAAGUUACAAAUCAGCUAUGCCAAUUGUUAUGGGUCAUGGAUGGAGUUUAUUAGAGGAUCAUAUAAAUUUCAAUGUCGGUAAACAAGCUUAUCUUAUUGGAGAUUUAAAUACAUCUUGUAAGGCUUUAGCAGAAACAUUGAAUUCAUCUAGUCGACAGUCUGCGGAACGUCAAUUGAUAUUUGUUAAAGAAUAUUUAUCAACAUUAACAAAUUUAUUAUCUAUUAGAUGUGAUAAAGAGCAAACUUUACCAGAAUUCCCUUUACCAAUUAUUGAUCUUCAUAAUUUUAAAAUCAUCAUUGGUAAACCAUCACAACAAUAUCAACAACAAGCUGAUCUAUUCGUUGAAGCUCGAGGUGUACAGUUUUCGGAUACUGAAGAUGAUGAAAUAGGGAAUGAAGAUAUUGGUGACGAAUUAACACCUUCAUCAUUGUCACAAGUCAUCGAGUGUGAGAAUAUCGAUUCGUUCAAUAAUGUAGAAUUUCAAAAACUCACUAAACACUAUCAUAAUUGGAUGGAGGCCACAGAUAUUAGCAGUAGCAGCAGUGAAGAAAGUUUGGUAGACGGUCAUCAUGUUGAUACUCGUUACAGAAACGGUGAUUGUUAUCCUUAUCAUGUGAAUGACAGUAAUGAUGAAUCUAGUUAUCGUGUUACUCGUAAAAAAAGUAUAUCAUCUCAAAGUAUGAUUUGUCAACGACUAGAAUAUAUUCUUUUGCAAACAACAUUACCAACUGAUAAGUCGAAGAAUUCUCAUUACUUCAAACGUGAUAAAAUUAUUUACACACCUCGUUCAAAGUAUAAACGAAUGCCUUCAUUUCCUCUUGGUGAACAUUUAACUGUACGAAUAACACUCAUUAAUCCUAUGCGUAUUCCAUUAGUUUUUACUAAUGUUCAUUUAUUAUGGAUAUUUAAAUUGACAAAUUCUAACACAGAUUCAUCAUCUUGUACAAUGAAUACAAUUGAUUCAAAUAUAAUAAAUAAUUUAUCUUCUCAUUAUCAUUUAUGUAAUAAUAUCAAUAAUGAUCAAGUAAUUAAUAUAACAAAUGAAAUUACAAUUCAUUCCAACUAUUCUUAUCCUCAUUAUCAACACGAAAAACAACAUGAAUUGAUCAAUCAAUUUGUUUCUGGUGAAACUAUAAGUGAAUUUAUUAUGUUACCGGGAGAACGAAAAAAUCUUCAACUUAGUAUAAUCGCUAAACAAUUGGGUCAGAUAACUAUAACUGGCCUAGGAUUUGAAUGGAGCUAUCUGUCACCUCAUCAAAAUAGUGUUGAAAAUCACAUUAACUCUAAUCAUUAUGUUGUUAAUUCACCAUCUAUUAUUGAAUCUGCGCCAAAUUUAUUUUCAUCUACCACAACAUCAAAAUCAUUCGACAACAAUCUGUAUAUUGAUGGUAAAAAUUCAUCAGUUACUGAUUCAAUGUGUACUAAUCUACCACCUAAUAUUACUACUAAUAAUGACAGUGUUGCGACUUCUAUUAGUGAACGUAAUUCUGUAAAAGGCAAAAUUCUAUUCAAUCAAAAAACGUGUAACAGUGUAAAUGAUAAUUCCAUGAUACGGCUACCGUUGGAUUGGUCAAUUACGCAUCCAGUUCCUUCUUUAAGAGUAUUUUUCAGCUCAUUCCCAAGCCAACUCUAUGAAGGUCAGAUAUGUUCAGUUCAAAUUUCACUAACUAAUAGUGGGUUAAUACCACUGACUAAUUUGCGUAUCGCAUCAAAUUGUCCAGGUUUAUUUGCGUUUGGUUCAAUUCCAUAUGAUCUGUCACCAAAUAAACAUAUUCAAUAUCUUUCAAUUCAGCCAUUAGAGCCAUGGAUUGAUGUUCCUUUUAGUCAGUCUUCUUUAAACAACAGUUACUGUACUGGUAAACAACCUUCUAUACUAAUGCCAGGUACAACUAUUACACAGAAAUUAUGGUUACGUGGUCCAUAUUUAACAUAUCCAUAUUCUCGUAGAAUGCAUCCUAAUCCGAAUUCACAUCGUUAUCCUCAGCUCAUUUCAGCUUUAUCAUCAUCAUUAUUAUCUAAUCAAAGUAGCUAUGGUAGUAACACUUCCGAUGUUGUAACUUGUGGUGGUCCUCCUACCGUUAGUACUACAAUUCCUGUAACUUCUACUAUAAACACCAAUACUGGUCUUUUACAUCAUAUACAGCAAAAAACUGUACAUAUUGUUUUUCAAUAUGAAUCCACUAACACUUUACGAAAUGAACAAAGGCAAAAACCAUUUUCUGGUUGUCGUUAUGUUCGCCAUCGUUCUGAACUUGAACUGAAACCAUCAUUGAAUUUUGAAGCUGUUGCAAAUUGUUUAAAUAUAACCGGUAUCAAUGAUUUGCUGAUUAGUGUACAAAUUAAAAAUGUUGUUAAUUCAACAGUUCCUAUAAACUUUCAAAUUAUGCAAAUUGCUUGUAUUAGUCGUUAUUGGAGCAUAAAACCUAUUCAAUCAACUUGUAAUAUUGAUACUGUUCCUAGUAUACAUGUAGGAGAAAUUAUCACCCUUUAUUUCAAAGCUAUUCCAAUCAAAAACAAUUCAGAAAUAGAAGAAAAUCAAAAACAACAAACUGAAAAGAGUAAUGCCACUUUAAAGGAAGGAAAGAAAUUUCUUUCUGUCAUUCAUUUCAAUCAUCAUCAUCAUCAUUAUUGUCAAUCAAAUAAUACUGAUAAUACUGAUAAUAAUCAUUCAGUUGUAUCAGAUAUGAGAAAUAUUAUACAAAAUUCAGAUUUAUCACAAUCAUUAAUCAACAUAUAUAACAAUGAUGACAUGAUGAGGUUAUCGUCAACUCAUUUAGAAUUUUUUUGUCGAUCUGGAAUAAAUUGGCAUCAUCACUCUAAUGAUGAUUCAAUUAAAUCUUCUGACGAUAGUUUAUCCUUGGAUAUUAAUCUCCUUAUAACAUGGAAGGGUUCAACAGAAACUACACUAACUAAUCUUCAACAAUGUAUUUGGGGGCAAAGUCAUGUAGGAAUUAAUCAUCUAAAUUAUCCAGUACGAAUGCCAUAUAACUAUGACAAUAAUUAUAAUACAAUGGAUUUAAAAUCAUUUAAAAGAAAAUUUAAAAAGUAUAAACAUAAAAUAAUAAAUAAGACAAAUUCCACAAAAAUAAUUAAUUUCAAUGAAUUGGAUUUAUCGAAUUUAAUGAGAUUUCAAUUAAAUUAUCCAAAAUUUGUAAAUUAUUAUUUACAAAAUAAUAAUAAUAAUAAUAAUAAUAAUCCUGAUGAUCAUAAUCAAAAUAUAAAUUAUACUACUUAUUCAUUUGAGAAUUUCUUUAAACAUUUUUAUCAUUCAUCAUUUAAUCUUCUUAAUAAUAAUCGAUUAUUAUGUGAACAAUUAAAAAAAUUUUUUGUUCCAAUCUCUGUACAAGCCAAAAUAUACAAUAGUUCAAAAUGGCCUAUUAUUGUUCAAUUAGAUAUGAAUGAUAAGAAUGAAUUUCAACGUGAACCAAUAUCAGAAGAGGUCUUAUCAUCAACACUUGUAACAAAUCAAUCACAACAUAUUAAUCCAUUUCAAGUGUAUAACUCAUCAUCAUUGUCCCAAUUGGAAUCAAUUUCUCGUGAUAUAUCCUUUAUUCCAUCUCUUAUAUGGAUUGGUUUAACUAAACAAGAAUUUCAUCUACAACCAUAUCAAGUUAAAUGUUUAACAUUAAAAGCUUUAGCCCCACAACUUGGAAUUUAUAAUUUAUGCACAUUUAGUAUAAAAGCAGUUCCAUUAUUAUUAUGUAAUUCACAUUCCAAUCUAAAUACAACAAAUAAACCUUUGUUAAUUGAUCAAAAUAUAUUUCCAAUAUUUCUUGUUAAAAAUCAUAAUAUGUUAUCUUUAGUUAUUGUAGAAUAAUUAUUAGAAAGGAAAAACAACAACAGCAACAACAUUAUGUCCAUGUAAUCUAAUCACUGUUUGUCAUGUAAACACAAUCAUUAACAAUGUGCCUAUUCUCAUUCAAUGUAUACAAUAGAUGAUACAAGUAAUAGUUGUUUCUUUUCUUUUUUUAAAACAAUGUUAUCGUGUCAAUAAAGCAUAAUGAUACUUUUAAUUUUACUCGAAUUGAUGUUUAACUGUCUUAUGAUUUGUCUGUCUAUUUGUUUGAUUGUCUACAUUUCAGUUAGUCUUAAGCAUAGAUGCAUCUAGUGUAUACAUUUAAACUAAUGCUCAAAUGCUUCAUAUAUAUAUAUAUAUAUAUUGAUUUUUCGCACUUCUAUAUUCUCACUUGUGAAAUUUUGAUAAAAAUAGAUGAAAGGUUUAAUGAAGUAAAUGAAUGGAAAGUGGAAUAUCUGUACGUUUGUAUUAUAUGUAUCCAUAUGCAAUUAUCUUUAACCUUUUUGUUUUUCUAUUCGUUGUAGUUUUCAUUGUUUGGUUUUUGUUGGUGGUGAUGAACACAUUGACAGUGUAAUCAUAACUCUAAUCAUGUGUGAUGCUACAAAAACUAUUGAUAUUGCUACUAUGUAAUUAAUUUUCCUUAUUAUGUCAUUUACAUUUCCUUCUCUCUAGUUUCUUUUUUUUUAAAUAUUUAUUACUCUUAAUCUGUAAACUUUCAAUGUUGUAUUUGUGCACACUCCUUGUGGUGUGGCUUAUGUUUCGUCGGUGAACUUUCCAAGGUAGUUUCGUUUCUAAUUUUCUUUGUAAUUAUUAAUUUUGGAAUUCUUCCUUGAGAAAAAUAAAUACAUCUUACAAUUAA